CAGUUUGAGUGCUAGGAAGUUAUUUAUGAGUUUACAACAAAUUAAUCAUUUAAAUUCGCUUCCACAUUUAAGUAACAACAGGAAAUAAAGUGAGUUAUCCAAGGAUAAAUUAUCAAAUCGGCCUUAAACUACGGUCGCGUCAUCAUAACCUAUGAAAAACUUGUCGCAUCAUGAAGAAUGUUAUUCCCUUUUAGAUGUCAUGAAUUUUCCUUCAACGGAGCUAUUACUGGGCAGACAAAGGUCUCGACAAUGGGUCCCGUUACUGAGCCAACAACUCAGACUACGGCACAUCACUCACAUACUGGCAUUCAAUAUUACGUCGAAGAAAUCAGAUAGUUUCUACUUUACGUUCCAUCUGACACCAAUGUGUGCACCGUUUUAUACUAGUGAGAAAACUAAAGGGCCAAAUCUCAAAUGGACUGAACUGAAUGUUAAAAACACUAUCAAUACUUCUGCAUCUGCUCUGGUGUUAAGAAUUUGGCAGAGCCGAGACAAUGAAAUGGACAAAAUCGUAUUAACAUGGGGGAUCAACUUAUCCGGCCUGGUCUACCUGGGCAACCGAGCCGUCGAGAUUCUGCCUUCGUAUUUCAAAAACAAUUCUGUGAUAUUUUGCAUCGCCGGCGGCUAUUUCAGCAGCCAGCGCACGAUACGUACCGAUCUACCGAAACCAGUCCCGUUUAUCGAUAACGUAAACGUCUGCGGCGACGUUGGCACGGGCAAAGUGUACAGGAAAACGUCCGUCAAAACCCAAAGCAAUGAGGUGUGCAAAAGCUACUCGUUGGAGAAGCUGAGGCGGCUGCAGGCGCUGCAGAUUGCUAUCAGGAAUAAGGCGGUGGAUGUGGAACACAUUAAGGAUAAGAUCAACGUGCAGAAGGGCGAGGGCAACGUGAAAGAGGGUGUUCAGUUUGCAGAAACCAGUUCUAGUCGGGCGAAUAAUGUCAGAUAUGAACCGCAGCUACUGACAAUGAAUUCGCUUAAUAAAAUGCUGCAGGAAAGACCCACCACAUUACAAAAGCAGGAAAUGAUAAGACUCAAGAAGGAGAUAGAACGGACACGUUAUAGGACAAAGUUGUUGUCUACUGAAAGGGACAGGAAAUUGGUGCUAAUACGCCAACUGAGGCAGAAACAUGCAGCACGUGUUGAAGAAAAUGAUAUUAAGAAUUCUGAAUUAAUGGAGAACUACCAUGCUUUGAGUCGGGAGGCUGAAAAACUGAAGGAGAUUAAGAGAAACUUGUUGCAUCACAGGGAAAUAUUCCGGCACUUGAGUUCACAUGUGCAGUUUCGAAGGAACCAACUGAUGAGACAGUUGCUGUGUAUUUAUCCCAUAGAAAAGAAGGCAGAAAAUAAAUAUGUUAUACACAAUAUUUAUUUACCCAAUUCUGAUGUGCUUACAGAUUGUUCAGAUGUUGGCUUAUCGGUAGCUUUAGGAUAUGUGACACACAUUUUAACAAUGUGUUCAAUAAUAUUGCAAGUACCUUUGAGAUAUCCAAUGUUGCAUUACGGUUCUAGGUCGUACAUAACAGACAAUGUCUCACCCUUGUUGCCCGACAAAGAAAGGGAAUUUCCGUUGUUUGCCCGUGGCAAAGACAAGAUGCAGUUUACCUAUGCUGUGUACCUCCUGAACAAGAACAUAGCCCAGCUCCGCUGGCUCUACUACAUUCACACGCCAGAUCUGAAGGCAACCCUGCCUAACCUCCUGGGUCUGCUGCACGGCCCCCGCGACCGUGUCGAACUCACCACCCCGUUCUCGGGCGCCGGCCUGCUGGACACGCUCAGCUGCGCCGGCCUAGAAGACGACCCCAAACGCCACUCGCCCUCCACGUCCGGCCUGCCGUGCCAGCAACUCGUUAGUUUACGUAGCUUUGGUUCGAGUCCGAAUAUAUGCGAUCCAAUUUUAGACUGCUUAAAACACGAGCGACUGCAACAAAGGUCUGCCAGUCCGGUUAGUCACAGGACGAGGACGGGACAGUGCUCGAAGGAGUUGGCGAUACCGGAGGCGUUUCUCAACAGGCAGAUCAGCAAGGAUUCGUUCAAGAACAUGGCACUUGACGGGUGCAGCAACUUGCUGUGCUGCGGUGAAAGCUCCACGGCAUCUCGAUCGUCCUCAACUAGUUCAACAAUUAACCUUAACAAAAUAGGAAUAGCUAACAUUGAAAGCUGUGAUAUAUGCGUUAACCACGACACUAACACAGACACAAUCGAAGAAGGAACAGACCCAUUGGACCCAUCAUCGAAUAUGUCCACCUUAGUGUCGACAACAGUGAGAGUUCACAGUACUGAUCAACUACCAAAGGACGAGUCAAAGCAAAACAGAAGGCUGAGCAGAUCGUUGGGGUCUUACACUGAAGAAGACACCAUCCUGCAACUGCGUACGAGUUUCGAGCUGGGCUCUGAACCUCUGCUGAACGUCUCGAACGACUCGAAAGACGAGGUGAAAAGUCUGCAAGGGCAGCAACAGUUUUUGGAAAAGUGGCUGGAAACCGGCCCCAAUUUGGUAUGCUCCGAGGAGAGUUUGUAUCCAGACGAGAUUUUAGGUAGCACGUCGUUGAACUUCUCCACCCAACCUCUGACAGCUAGAACCGAUGCGUUGAUGAACACCAAGUCGUUCAAUUUGGUGAGACCGAAACAAUAGGGAAUUAUUUCAUUCUAAUAGAAUUCAGUUAUGUGAUAUUUUUAUAUGCGACGUUAAGGCUAGGUUACUUUUUAAAAUUAUGGAUGUAAUAUAUAAUAAAUCGUAUUUGUUGUUUAUGCAUCAUGUACUGUUGUCUUUAUUUAAAUAAAUUAGGACCCUA
Messenger RNA from Aethina tumida (small hive beetle), 2792 nucleotides. It is a transcript of the gene Uvrag, whose product is annotated as UV radiation resistance-associated gene protein. The transcript has 8 exons. NCBI's taxonomy places the organism in Eukaryota, Metazoa, Arthropoda, Insecta, Coleoptera, Nitidulidae. Gene Ontology annotation, cellular component: endosome; lytic vacuole. Bases 152 to 2632 code for a protein of 826 amino acids. Gene Ontology annotation, biological process: SNARE complex assembly. The record is from RefSeq and is a predicted model, not a curated record. Gene Ontology annotation, molecular function: SNARE binding.